Molecule: messenger RNA, 1095 nt
Organism: Penicillium olsonii
Lineage: Eukaryota; Fungi; Ascomycota; Eurotiomycetes; Eurotiales; Aspergillaceae
Source: the annotation of a GenBank genome assembly
AUGUCUUCCUUCAACGUCGUUGUUUUCGGUGGUGACCACUGUGGUCCUGAGGUUACUGCCGAGGCUGUCAAGAUUCUCCGUGUCGUUGAGAAGGCGCGCGGUGUCACUUUCAACCUGCAGGACCACCUGCUCGGUGGUGCUUCCAUCGAUGCCACCGGCUCUCCCCUGACCGAUGAGGCCCUGACUGCCGCUAAGAACGCCGACGCUGUCCUUCUCGGUGCUAUCGGAGGACCCAAAUGGGGCACUGGCGCCGUCCGCCCCGAGCAGGGUAUCCUCAAGCUGCGCAAGGAGAUGGGCACUUUCGGUAACCUGCGUCCUUGCAACUUCGCUGCUCCCUCGCUGGUCGAGAGCUCCCCCCUCAAGGCCGAUAUCUGCCGUGGUGUCGACUUCAACAUCAUCCGUGAGUUGACCGGUGGUAUCUACUUCGGUGAGCGCAAGGAGGACGAUGGUUCCGGAUACGCUAUGGACACUGAGCCCUACUCCCGUGCUGAGAUUGAGCGCAUCAUCCGCCUCGCUGCCAACUUGGCUCUGCAGCACAACCCUCCCCUCCCUGUGUGGAGCUUGGACAAGGCCAACGUCCUCGCCACUAGCCGUCUCUGGCGCAAGGUCGUCACUGAGGUCAUGGAGAAGGAGUACCCCCAGGUCUCUAUCGGUCACCACCUCAUUGACUCUGCUGCUAUGUUGAUGAUCAAGGACCCCCGUAAGCUGAACGGUAUUGUUGUCACUAGCAACCUGUUCGGUGAUAUCAUCAGCGACGAGGCCAGUGUCAUCCCCGGUUCUCUGGGUCUGCUGCCCAGUGCCAGUCUGAGUGGUAUCCCCGACGGCAAGAGCCGUGUUAACGGUAUCUACGAGCCUAUCCACGGAUCCGCCCCCGAUAUCUCCGGCAAGGGCAUUGUCAACCCCAUUGCUGCCAUUCUCUCCAUCGCCAUGAUGAUGCAGUACUCCUUCAACAUGAUCGAUGUCGCUCGCGUGAUUGAGACUGCCGUCAGCAACGUCAUCGAGGCCGGUGUUCGCACUGGCGAUAUUGGCGGCACCGCCAAGACCACCGAGGUCGGUGAUGCCGUUGCCGCCGAGCUUGAGAAGCUCCUCAAGUAA